GUCUGGCGGGCAGAGUCGUCAUCCAAAGCUCCCAAACGAGAAAUUCGCUUUCUGCCUGCUCUCAUGUCCAUUCACACACAGGUGUGGAGGGCAGUCUUUGGACGCCCCGCAGAUGCAAUAGAGAAGAGCGUGGAGAAUGAAGAUGAAUACAUGAUUAUCGACAAUGAUCCUCCGAUCGAACGUCAUAUAUCUGUCCCUAAAGAUAUGAAUCAACUUAGUUGUUCUUCAUUCACUGCUGGGGUCGUAGAAGCGGUCUUGGACGGACUAGGAUUGCCUGCACGUGUGACAGCUCACCAUACCCCUACACAGCAGUUUCCAUCGCGUACGACUAUACUCAUUAAACUUGACAAAUCUGUACUAGAAAGGGAAGAAAUCUCAAGUGAACACGUUCUGCAGUCUUCCCAUGUUCCAUCCUCUCAUCACGAAGAACGAUAA
This is a messenger RNA of Suillus subaureus, 435 nucleotides long. RefSeq names its product NO signaling/Golgi transport ligand-binding domain-containing protein. The transcript is spliced from 3 exons. Gene Ontology annotation, cellular component: TRAPPII protein complex; TRAPPIII protein complex; TRAPPI protein complex. The annotation marks the transcript as partial. The record is from RefSeq and is a predicted model, not a curated record. NCBI's taxonomy places the organism in Eukaryota, Fungi, Basidiomycota, Agaricomycetes, Boletales, Suillaceae. Gene Ontology annotation, biological process: endoplasmic reticulum to Golgi vesicle-mediated transport.